Molecule: messenger RNA, 1650 nt
Organism: Bicyclus anynana (squinting bush brown)
Lineage: Eukaryota; Metazoa; Arthropoda; Insecta; Lepidoptera; Nymphalidae
Product: organic cation transporter protein
Exons: 4
Coding region: 1-1521 (506 amino acids)
Biological process (GO): transmembrane transport
Cellular component (GO): membrane
Molecular function (GO): transmembrane transporter activity
Source: RefSeq, a predicted model, not a curated record
AUGACGAAAGUAAAACACCCGAAACUCCAAAAUCCGAUCGAGAAACAGUUCAAUAACGUCUCCAGAUAUCACUACUAUUUAUACUUUUUAAUAUUCUCAAGUAAAAUUCCUACUUUUUGGCAUGUACUGAAUCUGAUCUUCUUGUCGCCACCUAUAGAUUACUACUGCAAUGUCACUGAUGACGCAGCGAAUUCUACAAAGAAUAUUUGCCCAUGUGAUGAACCAGUUUGGGAUAAAAGUGUGUUUUCGGAGACCAUGCAGACUAAAUUUGGGUUAUACUGCGAGAGUCUUUGGCUUGUCAGCUUUGCUCAGAGUAUGAUGUUUGUGGGAUUGUUGAUUGGAUCAUUGGUGUUUGGACUAUUGUCUGACAGAUACGGCAGGUUGUCCAUGUUCAGCAUGAGUUGUCUAAUUACAGCAGUGUCUGGUUGCCUGGUCAGUGCGAUGCCCACGGCUGCAGCCUUCACUUUUAUGAGGCAUAUAGAAGGCAUUGGUACAGGUGGUGCUAUCAUAACUUCUUACGUACUUUGCAUAGAGUACACAGGAGUUAGACACAGAGAAGUGAUCACAGCUCUAUUUCACCUACCAUUGAACAUCAGCCAUAUGACGCUACCAGGUAUAUCGUACUUGUUGAGGCAUUGUGAUGAGUUCCAGCUCGCUCUCUCUAUACCUUUGUUGUUCUACGUGGGCAUGCGGUGGAUGGUGUUGGAGUCACCGAAGUGGUUGAUGGAUAGCGAUCGUAUUGAUGACACUGUUAUUGCUAUGGAGAAAUUGGCGUCUUACGCCGGACUUCCAAUAGAAAAUAUUAGAAACCAAAUAGAAGAAUACUCCGCCCACCAUUCCACCAAGUCUCGAAGGAGGAUCAAAAUCUGGCAUAUAUUCCGUCACAAGAAACUUGCUUUAAACUUUUUAUAUAUGUCAAUCAUUUAUUUUUUAUGUGGCAUGGGUUACUAUGGCGUGACCCAGUAUAUUAGCAAAAUGAGUGGCAACAUCCACAUCAAUGUUGCUAUAUCUGGGCUAUUACUAGUACCUGGUACUAUAGCUGCUAUAUUUUUACUUCAAAUAUUGAAUAGAAGAACGUUUUUAAUGACUACUAUCUUUCUAUCAAGUUUAUUUAUGAUUUUCAAUGUUUGUAUUCCUAUGUACUACAAAUGGAUGAGGGUCGUCAUCGCUUGUAUUUGUAAUUGUUUCUUUUUCAUGUCUUUCAUUAUUGUUUUCCUUUUUGGAGUCGAAUUGUUUCCCACUUCUGUUAGGAACUCCGUUUUGGGUAUAUUGUCAGUUUUGGCAAGAUUAGGUCAAAUCGUUGCGCCGUAUAUUAACGCAUUAUCAGAAAACGCAUCGGGUAUUGUUUUUGGUGUACUAGCGUUAUCUGGAACGCUGGUUUGUUAUUUGCUGCCAGAAACAAAAGAUACUGAACUUCCCUCAUCACUAGAUGAUAUGAAGGCAUUAAGCCGAAAAAAAAUACACCUAGAAGAAGAUGUUGAGGUGAAUCAGAAUGUUACUACAUCGAGUAUAGUACAAUGAAAAAAGUUAUGAUAUAGUAAUGUAGGUACUUACAGAAUCAUGCGAUGAAUUAUUUAUCAAAAAUAUUAAACAGAAAACCUUUUUUCUACCAUAAUAUAAUAUACCUAAUACUUAUACAAUAAAAGUUAA